This is a messenger RNA of Sardina pilchardus (European sardine), 1471 nucleotides long. RefSeq lists its product as uncharacterized. The record is from RefSeq and is a predicted model, not a curated record. The transcript has 4 exons. NCBI's taxonomy places the organism in Eukaryota, Metazoa, Chordata, Actinopteri, Clupeiformes, Clupeidae. Bases 70 to 1413 code for a protein of 447 amino acids.
GAAACGUAUUGCUCUUCCAUAUUUGACAUUGUACUCGACAUUUUCUGGAGAAAUUUCUUGGCAAACGCUAUGGAACAGGGCAACAAAGGGAGAGCCACCCGUGGCCCCUAUAGCCUUAGAAGGCAAGUUGGACCAUCGAGGCGUUUUGAGGAUUUUUAUCUGGAGAGACAGACCUUCUCUAAGAAAGAUCUUCAGACUGGGGAGAAGUUGACCUGGAAGUCUGGUGAAGGCUCUGCCUCCAGCUCUUCCCAGAGUCCUCUCCCUGUGCUAAUCUUUUCUGGAGAUACCCUCAGCAGUGGAGACAAGUCUUCAGCUCUACCUAAGGAUGGAUGUGAGCUCACCCUGUCCACUGCCCCAGAGGAUCAGGCUGAACAAGCCCUUGUGAUCUCCAGUGGGCCCCUGGUGAUCAAGCUGGGUUCUCCUGUGGCACCUCUUGCUUCAGUCUGCCUGAGCUCCCGUCAGAGUGACCGAGAAUCUCAACUGAGUUCUCAAACUCCCUUGGACUCCACAUCACAGGCUCCUGAGUUGAAAAAAGCAUCACCGACAAAGGUGAAUCAAACAGCCAAUGACCUGAAGCAGAGGCUGGAGAUAGCAACCAUACUGCUAGAGCUUGCCCAGCAAAUCCCUGCCUUGGUUCCGGAGGUUGGUUGCACCGUCAACUUCCAGCAGCAACUCAACCUGCUAAAGACAUGCAGCUCCAGAGGGAACCCAAACGCCUCUGUGAGGGCACGUGCCCAUCAGGUGGUGAACCAUGACCAUGGCGGAUACUGUAAGAAGUACCCCUCCAUUGAGAGACAUGAGCAGAAGAGGCAGCAGCUCAGCUCUGUGGACACUGGCCCAGCGGUGGGACCUGAGUGGACGGCCGCUAGGGACGAGGAGGACAUGUUCUUCCCCCACUUAGGCGAUUCCUCUCUCAUGGCAGAGGCCAAAGAGCGGAAAAGGAGGGAGAAGGCCCAGAAGAGCAGCCUUUGGCAAAUGGCCGAGCCUGUGGAGGAGCGCUACAUCCAGAACGCUGCCAUUCUUCCGGACCUCCGCCCGCUGCCAUCUGUGGCCCCCUCCUCAGUGGCCCCCUCCUCAGCCCAGAGCAGCUCCCUGAGUGAGGAUCUGCUGAUCCACGGCCACUCUGUCCAGGACUACCGGGCCAUCUACCACUCGGUGGUGGACCCCAUGCUGAGGACCAGGUCAGGAAACACCCGCCGAUACAACCUCGGCAUGGGCCGCGCCAUCAAACAGCGUCUCUGGGAGAGGAUGUCCUGCCCCACCUUUGAGGAGACGGUGGACGCUGAUGGCCGGGUCCAUAUCACCGAGUCCUUUAGCACCCCCACCCUGAACUGCUACGCUCCACAGAUCGAUGUGGACAUCAGUGGGGAGCCCCUGCCUGGGGAGCCAAUGAGGAAGAGGGCCAGGCGCUGACUUCAUUAGAUAGUCACCAUUGACUGUUUACUGGUCACUGCCCCUUUUUCCUUUUUUU